AUGAUCGCUGAUGACAGCGGCGAUGAUCUUGGAACUACUGAUCCGAGAAGGGCUACAGGUGGAUCUAGUUCUGGCACACAGCAGUACCCACCCCAUUUUUCAUCGUUGGACCUGGAUGCCAUGAGGCAGGACGAAAAUCCUGUGCAGGCCUCUGGAUUUGGCGCUAGAGAUACGGAAGGGUCUGCCGGUAUGACGGAGUUCCAGGUUGGCCAACAAUUUCAGGAUAAAGAUGAGGCGCUGUUGAGUGUGAAGACUUACAGCAUCCGCCGAGGGGUCCAGUACAAGGUCGUUGAGUCUGACUACCGCAGUGCUGAUGCUGCCGUCAACAUCAAGGUGCUUCAAAAUGCCACGGCCGCACACUUUGGGUUCAGGCCUACGUACAGGAGGGUAUGGAUGGCGAAGCAGAAGACCGUUGCCGUCAUCUAUGAGGAAUGGGAUGAGUCGUAUAACGAGCUCCCUCGGUGGGUGUUAGGAGUUCAGCUGACGAUGCCUGGCACUGUAGCAGUCCUCAGGACUUGCCCUGUUCGAGUUGGGGCACAGCAUGACGAGUCUCAGGCUUAUUUUCAUAGGCUGUUCUGGACUUUCCCCCCUUGUAUCGAGGCAUUCCGUCAUUGCAAGCCGUUGGUGAGUAUUGACGGCACCCAUCUAUAUGGCAAGUAUGGGGGAACGUUGCUAGUCGCGAUUGCACAGGACGGAAACUCCAACAUACUCCCCGUGGCAUUUGCACUAGUUGAGGGUGAGAAUGCUGAGUCAUGGUCUUUCUUUCUCUCCCACCUCCGUGAGCACGUGACACCUCAGCCGGGUCUGUUAGUUAUUUCAGAUAGGCAUAACGGCAUCAUGGCAGCGCUCGAGGCUCCCGAUGGGGGAUGGCUACCUCCGGCUGCAUACCGGGCGUUCUGCAUUCGACACGUUGCAGCGAAUUUCGCCCUGACCUUCAAAGGAAAAGAUGCCCGGAGGCUUCUUGUUAACGCCGCAUAUGCGAAGACCGAAGUGGAGUUUGACUACUGGUUUGACAUUCUGCGCUCUGAGAAUCCGACAAUGUGUGACUGGGCGAACCGAAUUGAGUAUUCGUUGUGGACACAGUACUGUGAUGAGGGUCGGAGAUUCGGGCACAUGACGACCAAUAUUUCUGAGUGUGUCAAUUCAAUCAUGAAGGGGGUAAGGAACCUCCCUGUUUGCUCGCUGGUGAAGGCCACAUACGGAAGGCUGGCUGAGCUAUUUGUCCGUAAGGGUAGGGAGGCCGAGGCUCAGAUGGGUACCGGACAACAAUUCAGUCAAUUCAGGGUGACUGUUUAUGACAGGGAUAACUCGGAGUACACCGUGAUAGAGACGACUCCGACAGGUUCAUUCUCACUUGGUACCUACAGGCCUUACGUCCACCAGGUCUAUCGCCUUAGUUCCGUUUUCGGUGUCUAUCAGAUGGGAUUUACACCUCCCAUUCCGGAGGGUUUCUGGCCACCUUAUGCCGGACCUACCGUUAUACCGGAUCCGAACAUGAGGCGUGCGAAGGAGGGUCGUCUAAGGUCCACACGCAUUCGCACCAACAUGGAUGAUGCAGAUCUGAACCGGCCAAAGAGAUGUGGCCUCUGCAGGCAGCCAGGACACACUCGUCGGAGUUGUCCGCAAGCCGGACGACCCACCGGGACAGCUGGGAAUUAA
Arachis stenosperma is the source of this 1659-nucleotide messenger RNA. RefSeq lists its product as uncharacterized. The record is from RefSeq and is a predicted model, not a curated record. The coding region runs from base 1 to 1659 and encodes 552 amino acids. Lineage: Eukaryota; Viridiplantae; Streptophyta; Magnoliopsida; Fabales; Fabaceae. The transcript has 3 exons.